AUGGAAUUAAUUGAAGAAAAUGUACAGUACAGGCUGUACGACAGACGUAGCAAUUUCAGGAAGUUUAACGAGUUCGCAUUUCCUGAAGAGAUAUUCUCAUUGAGCCUCAAGUACAACCUUAUGGACAAAACAGAAGUGAUUUCUGCAAAUACUGAUUUCUCUCUUACAACUUUCAAAAUUCAGAACGAAGGUUUCACACCAGAUUUGGAGUUUAAAGGGCAUGCAGACAGAAUCUCUGAAGUAAAAUUCAGUGAUAUAAACGAUGAACACCUCCAAAAUGCAGUCAUCAGUGUUUCGUAUGAUAAAACCUUGAAACUCUGGGAUAAGCGAGCAGCUGAAUGCAUUUUCUCAGUCAACUCUCCUAAUUCAAGGGAGCUUUACUGAGUUGACAACACCGGAAAGCAAAUUAUAGCAGGAUCUCAUGAGUCAGUGAUGAUCUGGGACCUCAGGAAGAUGAAAGUGCUCCAUCAUUUCACUGAACUCCAUUGUGAUGAAGUUACAAAGGUAGAGUAUAGUGCUUCCAAUCCUAAUCUUAUUCUCACCUCAGGAGAGGAUUGAGUUUGCAACCUACUUGACCUUGAAAAUGCAGAGAAGGAGGAUGAUUAUGUAGAAGCUACAUAUACAUCAGAGCAGCCAUUAGCUAGUUGAGGCUUCAUUGGAGAUACAGGCUUGGCUUAUCUCAUCACCAGUAUCAACACUGUUGAAAUUCUCAGUCUUGAGACCAUGCUUCCAGUAAAGACCUUGGACAACUUCGAUUAUGAUAUAAAUUACGCUAUUCAGGCACAAUUUCUUGAUGAUAGGAUGCUCUUCUUCAUGGGCAAUAAUCUUGGCGAAGCCUAUAUUUACCAAUAUGACAAAGAACACAAUGACUUCCAGUUCUUGGACAUGAUCCUCACUAGUGAUCAGGAUUCUGCAGAUCCUGAAUCAACUGAGAGCAUUGUAAUCAGAAAUGCUUUUUGAAUAGACCAAGAAAAUAUAGCUGUGUCUACUGACAGAGGAGAUCUUUACCAUUACAGACAUAAUCCUGAAGAAGAGGAGAAGACAAGUCUAGAAAUCAACCACGAGUUUAAAAUUGAAGCUUCUAAGGAAGAACAUCAAAAUGGAGUUUUAGAGGAAAAUGAAGAAAUUAUUGAGGACACGCAGGAAUCAUGAGAGGCUAGGCAAGCAAGAAAGAAGCGUAGAUUUAAACCAUUCUAAACAUCU
This is a messenger RNA of Moneuplotes crassus, 1203 nucleotides long. The record is from the annotation of a GenBank genome assembly. NCBI's taxonomy places the organism in Eukaryota, Ciliophora, Spirotrichea, Euplotida, Euplotidae.